AUGUCUAACCAAAAUCUCACAAAAUCUCAGCUCAAGAAAUUAAAAGCCAAGCAGGAAACUGAGGCUAUCAACGCCAAACGUAGAGCUAUGCGUGAAGCUGAAGAAACAGAGGAUUUACUUGCAAUUAUUCCAAUGUUCAAGGCUUAUAAGAAAAACGGUCUUGAUAUCACAGUUAAAUCUCACAAGCAUGCUCCAGAAGAACUUAAGACAUGGAUCUUUGAGCUUACAAAGUCCUGCAUGCAAAACUAUUAUGAAAAUGGCAAUGGAUGGGAUGAUAAGAUCAAGAAUACAGAGCUCUUUGAGGACAGAGCCAGAUAUUUAAUUGCCUACGAUGGUGAAAAACCAAUUGGCUUCGUUCACUUCCGUUUCGAAUAUGAUCAAAAUGAAUAUAUCUUAUACUUCUACGAGAUCCAUAUUGAAGAAGCAUACAGAAACAAAGGUCUCGGUAAGUUCCUUGUCCAAGCAUGCGAAUUCAUUGCUCUCAAGAACAAAGUUGAAUUGGUCAUGUGCACACUCUUCAAAGAGAACGGUGGCUCUGUCAAAUUCUUCGCUGGACUUAACUACAGACCACAUCCAUCAUCCCCAGAGAUGAUUGACCCUGCUGACGGCGUUGAAGCUUAUUACCAAGUUCUUUGGAAGCCACUCAUCAAGAAACAGUAA
Molecule: messenger RNA, 660 nt
Organism: Trichomonas vaginalis G3
Lineage: Eukaryota; Parabasalia; Trichomonadida; Trichomonadidae
Product: H2A histone acetyltransferase protein
Exons: 1
Coding region: 1-660 (219 amino acids)
Cellular component (GO): nucleus
Molecular function (GO): histone H4 acetyltransferase activity; protein N-terminal-serine acetyltransferase activity; histone H2A acetyltransferase activity
Source: RefSeq, a predicted model, not a curated record